Molecule: messenger RNA, 669 nt
Organism: Arachis ipaensis
Lineage: Eukaryota; Viridiplantae; Streptophyta; Magnoliopsida; Fabales; Fabaceae
Source: RefSeq, a predicted model, not a curated record
AUGCCUCUAUAUGGAAAGUUCUUGAAAGAGCUUAUCAAUAAAAAGAGAAGUUGGCAUGUGAAGGAAACUAUAUUGCUCACUGAAGAAUGCAGUGCACUAAUCCAGAAAGGGCUUCCCCCAAAACUUGAGGACCCUGGAAGCUUUUUCCUACCUUGUACCAUUGGCAACAUAAGCAUCAAUAAAGCAAUGUGUGACUUAGGAGCUAGCAUCAAUCUAAUGCCCUCCUCUCUGAUGAAAAGGCUAUGUAUAGAGGAGGUAAAGCCUAUAAAGAUGUCACUGGAGUUAGUGGACAAGUCUGUGGUGUUUCCCAAAGGUGUGAUUGAAAACCUUUUGGUCAAAGUGGACAAGUUUAUAUUCCCUGCAGACUUUGUGAUUUUGGACCUAGAUGAGGAAGGAGGUAAUUCCAUCAUACUAGGAAGACCCUUCUUGGCUACAGCAAAGGCUAUUAUAGAUGUGGAACAAGGAGAAUUGACCCUGAGAAUGCAUGAUGAAAGCAUUACUCUAAAUGUCUUCCCAGAAAUACAGCACUCUAAUGAAAAGAAAGAUUGCAUGGAGAUCAACAAAGAAGACUUGCAGUGGAAGGAGGAAGCCAACAAGACACUCAUUAAUUCCUCUCCAAAGCAAGAAAUAAGCAACAAAGCAGGACAGAAGGAAAAUGAAGCUGUGUAG